AUGCUUAGGUUUUGGUGGGUACCUACCUCCACCCGGUGUGAAUCUGUAUUUUUGCUAGAUUCUGAUGAGUACUUACCCUCAUCCGGUCUGAACCCCAUUCUGCAAGAUUCUGAUGGGUACCUACCCCCAUCUGGUCCGAAUCCCGUUCUGCAAGAUUCUGAUGGGUACCUACCCCCAUCCGGUCCGAACCCCGUUCUGCAAGGCUCUGAUGGGUACAUACCCCCAUCUGGUCCGAAUCUCGUUUUGCAAGAUUCUGAUGGGUACCUACCCCCACCUGGUCCGAACCCCGUUUUGCAAGAUUCUGAUGGGUACCUACCCCCACCUGGUCCGAAUCCCGUUCUGCAAGAUUCUGAUGGGUACCUACCCCCACCUGGUCCGAAUCCCGUUCUGCAAGAUUCUGAUGGGUACCUACCCCCACCUGGUCCGAAUCCCGUUCUGCAAGGCUCUGAUGGGUACCUACCCCCACCUGGUCCGAAUCCCGUUCUGCAAGAUUCUGAUGGGUACCUACCCCCACCUGGUCCGAAUCCCGUUCUGCAAGAUUCUGAUGGGUACCUACCCCCACCUGGUCCGAAUCUCGUUCUGCAAGAUUCUGAUGGGUACCUACCCCCAUCUGGUCCGAACCCCGUUCUGCAAGGCUCUGAUGGGUACCUACCCCCACCUGGUCCGAAUCUCGUUCUGCAAGAUUCUGAUGGGUACCUACCCCCACCUGGUCCGAACCCCGUUCUGCAAGGCUCUGAUGGGUACCUACCCCCACCUGGUCCGAAUCCCGUUCUGCAAGAUUCUGAUGGGUACCUACCCCCAUCCGGUCCGAACCCCGUUCUGCAAGGCUCUGAUGGGUACCUACCCCCACCUGGUCCGAAUCUCGUUCUGCAAGAUUCUGAUGGGUACCUACCCCCACCCGGUCCGAACCCCGUUCUGCAAGGCUCUGAUGGGUACCUACCCCCACCUGGUCCGAAUCUCGUUCUGCAAGAUUCUGAUGGGUACCUACCCCCACCUGGUCUGAAUCCCGUUCUGCAAGAUUCUGAUGGGUACCUACCCCCAUCCGGUCCGAACCCCGUUCUGCAAGGCUCUGAUGGGUACCUACCCCCACCUGGUCCGAAUCUCGUUCUGCAAGAUUCUGAUGGGUACUUACCCCCACCUGGUCCGAACCCCGUUUUGCAAGGUUCUCAGGAUGCACUUUUUGGUAGUUAA
Sphenostylis stenocarpa is the source of this 1191-nucleotide messenger RNA. NCBI's taxonomy places the organism in Eukaryota, Viridiplantae, Streptophyta, Magnoliopsida, Fabales, Fabaceae. The record is from the annotation of a GenBank genome assembly.